Panicum hallii is the source of this 2134-nucleotide messenger RNA. RefSeq names its product ent-kaurene oxidase 2-like. The transcript is spliced from 8 exons. Gene Ontology annotation, cellular component: endoplasmic reticulum; chloroplast outer membrane. Bases 683 to 1909 code for a protein of 408 amino acids. Gene Ontology annotation, biological process: gibberellin biosynthetic process. Lineage: Eukaryota; Viridiplantae; Streptophyta; Magnoliopsida; Poales; Poaceae. Gene Ontology annotation, molecular function: heme binding; ent-kaurene oxidase activity; iron ion binding. The record is from RefSeq and is a predicted model, not a curated record.
CGGGCGGCGCGGCGGCGGCGGCGGCGGCGGCCGUCGGAGGGCUGCUGGCGGCCGCCGCGCUCGCCGGGAGGGCCGGCGCUAAGAACAACAGCUCCAACGCGCCCCCAGGUUUCUAUUUCAAUUUAUCAACUGUCCAGGAGCUGAAAUUUAAGUAUUUGGGAAAACCUCAGUGUGAAGUUUUUAAAUAGAACUAAGUAAAUAUUUUUACGUCUUACCAUAGUAUUUCCUUGCAGUAUAAGAUAACUGAAUAACACUACCAAACUCCAGGAAUCUUCAUAAAUACACAAAUAAUUUAUUCUUGUGACUUGAUAUUUUAUAGGAAAACUAGUUUUGGCCUUUGGGCAAUCAUGUGCUUACUGCCACGUAGCAACUCAAGAAUGACCAGGUUUAGCAUUUACUGAACAUAUGCUCUUAUCAUCUACUACAGCUUCAUGACGAAACAGGGGUAUUUUAAAUUUUCAGUCUAUGUCAGAGGAAAAGGACUAAAUUCUCAAGAUAUUCUAUUUCUUUUCAUGCAGCUGUUCCUGGUUUACCAAUUGUUGGCAAUCUUCUCCAGUUGAAAGAAAAGAAACCCCACCAAACCUUUACAAAAUGGGCUGAAAUUUAUGGGCCAAUUUACACUAUAAAGACUGGUGCUUCUUCUGUAGUUGUGCUCAAUUCAACUCAAGUAGCCAAGGAGGCAAUGAUUGCAAAAUUCUCAUCCAUAUCUACUCGAAAGCUGUCUAAAGCAUUGUCAGUGCUUACUCGUGACAAAACUAUGGUUGCUACAAGUGACUAUGGUGACUUCCACAAAAUGGUCAAGCGUUAUGUCAUGACAAGCAUGCUGGGUACUUCUGGCCAGAAACAAUUCAGGGACACAAGAAACAUGAUGGUUGAUAACAUGCUGAACACUUUCCACACAUUGUUGAAUGAUGAUCCAAAUGCUCCUUUGAAUUUUCGGGAAGUUUUCAAGAAUGAGUUAUUCCGCUUAUCCCUGAUUCAGGCUUUAGGUGAGGAUGUGAGUUCAGUCUAUGUGGAAGAGUUUGGGAAGGAUAUAUCAAAGGAGGAAAUCUACCAGGCCACAGUAGUUGACAUGAUGAUGUGUGCAAUUGAGGUCGACUGGAGGGAUUUCUUCCCAUACUUAAGCUGGGUUCCAAAUAGAACUUUUGAAACAAGAGUACUGACUACAGAAGGUAGGCGAACAGCAGUGAUGCGAGCCUUGAUCAAUCAGCAAAAGAAAAGAAUUGCACGUGGAGCGGCUAGGAUAUCCUAUCUGGACUUCCUGCUAGCAGAGAAUACACUGACCGAUGAACAAUUGCUAAUGCUAGUGUGGGAGGCAGUCAUUGAAGCUGCUGAUACUACUUUGGUCACAACAGAGUGGGCCAUGUAUGAGGUUGCAAAGCACCCAGGAAAACAGGAUCGCCUUUACCAGGAAAUCCAAGAGGUCUGCGGUAAUGAUAUAGUUACUGAAGAUCAUCUGCCACGGUUGCCUUACUUGAAUGCGGUGUUCCAUGAGACCUUGAGGAGGCAUUCUCCAGUUUCACUAGUGCCUCCAAGAUUUGUCCAUGAGAAUACUAACUUGGCUGGCUAUGAUGUUCCAGCUGGCACAGAGAUGGUCAUCAACCUGUACGGAUGCAACAUGAACAAGAGCGACUGGGAGGAACCAGAGGAAUGGAAGCCAGAGAGGUUUCUGGAUGGGAGGUUUGAGUCUGCGGACAUGUACAAGACCAUGGCCUUCGGGGCAGGAAGGAGGGCCUGUGCUGGCAGCAUGCAGGCGAUGUACAUCUCGUGCACAGCCAUUGCGAGGUUCGUGCAAGAGUUCGCCUGGAGGCUAAAGGAAGGUGACGAGGACAAGGCUGACACCAUCCAGCUUACAACCAACAGGCUUUACCCGUUAUAUGUGUACCUGACACCUAGAGGAAGGGAAUGAGCAUCAUUUCUCGGCAGGUCACCGUACUUCUUCAGUAAUGUGCUGUUGCCUGUGUAUGAAACUCUUGGGAUGAAAACUCUGUAUGCUGUGGUAGUUUUUCUCUGUGGUACUUAAUACUAAGAAGUGUAUAUCAUGUAGAAGUGGACACAAACUUGCAGCAUAUACCAGUGAAAGUCGAUUACUAUGCAGGCCAUGCUGCCCAUUUACCCUGAUGUUUACUUGGUU